AUGAAGUCUGUACUGUACUAUGAUGAUUCUGAAGACCUCUACCACCAUAACCAAUAUCAAUCUCACUUUCUUGAUUCUUGUUUCCUUUGCCAGAGACCCUUGCCUCAGAACAGUGACAUCUUCAUGUACAGAGGAAAUACUCCAUUUUGUAGUCAAGAGUGCAGGCAAGAGCAGAUAGAGAUUGAUGAGGCUAAAGAAAGAAGAUGGAAUAGAUCAUCAAACAAAAAGCAAACAACAGAUUCUAGGAAAGAAUCUGCUCCAAAUAAAGCUAUUAGAACCGGUGCAGUUGCUGUGGCCUAA
Molecule: messenger RNA, 300 nt
Organism: Oldenlandia corymbosa var. corymbosa
Lineage: Eukaryota; Viridiplantae; Streptophyta; Magnoliopsida; Gentianales; Rubiaceae
Source: the annotation of a GenBank genome assembly